Molecule: messenger RNA, 1191 nt
Organism: Cryptomeria japonica (Japanese cedar)
Lineage: Eukaryota; Viridiplantae; Streptophyta; Pinopsida; Cupressales; Cupressaceae
Product: UPF0481 protein At3g47200-like
Exons: 2
Coding region: 1-1191 (396 amino acids)
Source: RefSeq, a predicted model, not a curated record
AUGUGGCAAAUGUCUAAAAAUGUUUGCAUUUAUAGGGUGCCUGAACCCUUAAUGGUUUCCAAUCGCCAAGCCUAUAUUCCUUCUGUUCUAUCAUUUGGGCCUUACCAUCAACAGCUAAAUCCUGAAUUAUCUACAAUAGAUAAAUAUAAACUGGAAGCAGUUCAUAGAACAUCGGCAAGACUCCAGAUUGAUGUGAGCAUAUUAGUUGCAGAGAUUCAUAAGCUAGACAGUGAAAUCAGAGAAUGCUAUCAGGAACCAAUAGAUUGGGAUGAGGAAAUAUUAUCUUGGAAGUUCCUAAUGGAUGCUUGCUUUAUUCUCGAAUGGUUUAGACCUCCGGAGAGAGAGACAGAUUGGUUUAGUAUCUUUUAUCAAACGCCCACAGACGAUGAUGGACAAUCAAAAGAGGGUAAACAUCAUUUUGAAAAUGUUAUGAGAAUUAUUGACAAAAAUCCAUUCCAUUUAUUGGAUUUGUAUAGAAUGGUGAUUAAAGAUCUACUAACAUUUUCAAGCUUAGAAUUGACUAAUGCUAUUGAUGGUGAUGACAAUGGUGGUGCUCACAACAUCAACAAUGACCAUAGACCUAGUUGUGUGCAACGACCAUGCUGCAUCAAUAUACAUAGUUCUUCGCCAACACGAGCUCCCGUUCAGAAGUCUACCCCUAGUGCCGAAUUAUUAUGCCAGGCUGGUAUCGACUUUGCACCAGGAAAAUUGGAAUUUAAAAAGAGAAGGCCUGAAAAAGGAACGCUUUUCCUUCCUCAAAUCAGCGUGGGGGACUCUACAGAAAUAUUGUUGCGGAAUUUGAUGGCUUACGAAGACUGUCAAAGAGCUUUAUGGUCUCCUGAAGAGACAAUAAUCUCACAAUAUGUAAUUUUGUUCGACUAUUUAAUCAGUUCAGAGAAAGAUGUAUCUAUACUUCAAAAAUCUCAAAUCAUUAACAGCUUGCUUGGCAGUGAUGAAGAUACAGCUCGAAUGUUCAACCAUCUUGGAAAUCAUAUGACAUUCCAUCCAAUUAAACAAAUUGAGAAUGUAACAAUAAAGGUGAGAGAACAUUGUAGCAGUCAAUGGAAGACGUGGGUGGCCCAGUUUAAAGAAGAAUAUUUUUCAAUGCCAUGGUAUGUUGUCUCUCUUGUGGCUGCAACAGCCCUAUUGGUCAUGUCAUUUAUUCAAACUGUGUAUGCAGUGAAGAAGUAG